AUGAAUGCAGGCUACAUUACAGGUAUGGCUUACUCAGUCCUCGCUAGUUUACCACCAGUUUUUGGCCUUUAUGCUUCUUUUUUCCCGCCUUUGUUUUAUUUUUUAUUCGGCUCCUCAAGGCACAUUUCAAUAGGAGUUACCGACCUAACGCCGGUCGAUGUCAUUGUGCUACUUGCUUUCCUGACGGGUAUUGUACAGUUGCAGCUAGUAAUUUGGGUCCUGCGCCUGUCGUUUUUCUCAACGUAUUUGACCGAUUCGGCUGUGACCGGGCUGACGUUUGGUGCCGCAAUACACGCUUUGACGGCUCAGAUCAAAGGAUUGCUUGGGAUCCACCUGGAAGGCACCACCGAGGGUUUCCUUCAACUCUUUGAGGAAUGGUUGGCGAUAGCGGAAAGAGUACCGGACACGAACCUCGUUACCUUAGCCAUAUCCAUUUCGACAAUCGUAUUCCUCCUUCUGUAUAAGGAGCUCGUCGAACCUCACUUAAGAAGAAAGAGAAUUUCACUUCCAGCCGAACUUCUUGUUGUGAUUUCGAUUCGUAUUUGGGUAGAAAUUCAGCUAUUCAGGUUGCCAGCUCCACGGAUACCGCGCUUUGAACGAGUCUUGAUUGAGCGCCUCAUAGUUCCAGCAAUUAGUAUUGCUGUUGUUUCCUAUGCCGUUACUGUAUCCAUGGGAAAACUGUUUGCUCGAAAACACAAGUACCACAUCGACCCAGAUCAGGUAUAA
Molecule: messenger RNA, 726 nt
Organism: Cooperia oncophora
Lineage: Eukaryota; Metazoa; Nematoda; Chromadorea; Rhabditida; Trichostrongylidae
Source: the annotation of a GenBank genome assembly